UUAGCAAAGGACUUCUUAGGUGAGAGAAUUAGACACCAUCGUCAAGAACACCGAAAGACCCAGCUCCAUCAUCGUCUUCUGAACCCGGUUUACCCCCUCCUAAUUCAUCCUCUAAGUACCGAUUCCGCAUCUUGUUGCCGCUUCGACACACGAAAGAAAAGGAGGCAACUUUUGCACCCGCUGCAUCAGCUCGCGGAAAGAAGCGGAAAGGGAUUUGUAGAGAGAGACAGAGAGAGAGGGAGCGGCUGAAGGGAAGCAAGGUAUAUCCGCGGGCCGGGAGAGGUUGUUCUUCGGCUUCUGAAGAGACGUUGAAGUCGGAGAGUGGCUUGUUGAAGAAUGGAGAACAAUGUCAGCAACGGUGGAAGUAUAAGUAGCAGUGGCAAUAGCAUGGCUUUGAGCAAGCAAAAGAAGCCCUUUCAGGGUAUACGGGUACAGAAUCCGUUUACUUUCAAAGUGGGUCAAGUAUUCACUGGCUUCGGCAUCGGUUGUGGUCUUGGUAUCGGCGUUGGCCGCCCCAUAAAUCUGGGUGCAAUACCAGUGGUGAACCAAGUUAUGGGUGCCACCAGUGGAGCCACUUAUGCAUUAUCUGGUGUCACAAGGCACGUCAACGACGGGCUGAGGAAGCUUGGAGCGAAAAAUGUCGAAGCUGGUAUUGGAUGCGGAGUGGGCUUUGGGCAUGGCUUUGGAGUUGGACUUGCACUGAAGCCCGGAGUGAUGAAUCAGAUACAAUCUAGUGUACUACAACUCAUGACGAAGGUGAUGACAAAGUUUGGGAUGGCUCCCAAUUUAUCCAUUGGGCAGGGAGCCUUUCCAGCUUCUCUUCAAGGGGGCUUGAACAUGACAAACAUGCCCUCAAAUGCAAACCAAAUAGGAAAUCCUAUGCAGCUCACUCCCAAGUUACCUGGGAGCAUAUCAUCAGGACUACCAGGACUGGGAACUAUGGGCUUGGGUUCUUCACAUGAAAGUUUUUCAGCCACGAGCUUUCCAAAGGACUUGGACCCGUCCGUUACCAGUCGAACCGAGAAGGUUUUAAACAACUUCUUGCAAAAUCCUGUUCUGAAGCAAGAGGAUAGCGAAUUAAAUGAUCUGGUAGGACGCUUGCGGUCAGAGAAUAACAUGCUUCAAAUGGUAUUGAAGCAUCAGCAAGUCAUCGAGGAGCUCAUGGAGGAGAAUGAAAAGCUGCGCCAGAUACUGGUCGAAGACUUAAAAGUAUCUCCGAGCAAGAUAAAAAGCACGUACUCUAGUAAAAGUAAUUCUCCAUGUGACAAUUGUUUUGAGUGUCGAAGGAAACAAAGACGAAAAUAGAAUGAAAUACAAUAAUUUCCUGUGCAAUUAUCAACAAAUACUACAUUAAACUUCGGGCUUGACCUGAGAAGCUGCUGCCUUUUUUCUUGUGCUGAGUUUACCCUGUUGAGUUGCCUCUGAAACUUAAAAGCAGCAUGAUCAUUGUCGGGGAUCUGUUAGAGCAAGAGGCAGCUGACUAAAGUUGAGGAUUCCUCACAAUUUUGUUUUAAAUAGGAAGCAAUAAAUGCGCCAUAGGUUGGAGGAGUAACCAACACAGAUUUUUGGAUGUGCAUAAGCAAUCUAUCUUGAGCGAUAAAUUGUAUGUUUAUUUUCUGACUUGCUUUUUGAGAAAGGAAAAGAAAGACUGAUUUAAGGAGGAA
Syzygium oleosum is the source of this 1664-nucleotide messenger RNA. RefSeq lists its product as uncharacterized. Bases 337 to 1305 code for a protein of 322 amino acids. The transcript is spliced from 7 exons. Lineage: Eukaryota; Viridiplantae; Streptophyta; Magnoliopsida; Myrtales; Myrtaceae. The record is from RefSeq and is a predicted model, not a curated record.